Messenger RNA from Verruconis gallopava, 1162 nucleotides. RefSeq lists its product as uncharacterized. Gene Ontology annotation, cellular component: heterotrimeric G-protein complex. Gene Ontology annotation, biological process: G protein-coupled receptor signaling pathway. Gene Ontology annotation, molecular function: G-protein beta-subunit binding. The record is from RefSeq and is a predicted model, not a curated record. The coding region runs from base 352 to 630 and encodes 92 amino acids. The transcript has 3 exons. Lineage: Eukaryota; Fungi; Ascomycota; Dothideomycetes; Venturiales; Sympoventuriaceae.
CACCACCACCGCACACACACUCCUCUCUCUCACAUACACCGCACCUCCGUUCCUCCGCUCCCAACAGCGCUGGUGCAUUGCCAACCUCUCCUCUGUCGAUAAGCGGAACACGCGCGGGCUCGAGCGCCGUCCUCCCCCUCCCUCUCGUUUCCUUCGUUGCGUGCGCCGCCGUCCGUGUUUCGUGUCGAGUCAAGCGUGCAGAGCAGCAGCAGAACGGGCCUGAGCACUCUUUCAUCCCUGGCAUUUUCCCCGGACCACGAACCUCCGAUACCCUUCUCGCACCACCAUCAUCAUCACCACCACCCCAGGAUUCCCUGAUUGCGCUGCAGUGCGCUCCAUUAAUCGACGAAAAUGAUGGCCGGAGGCUACGACAUGCGCGCCGCGGACGGCAGGAAUCGCAAGCAGAACAUGGCCGAGCUCAAGCUGCGGAGAUUACAAGAGCUCAACAUGCGGUUGAAGGAGGACCUGGAGCGAAGGCGUAUACCGGUUUCUGAGGCCGCGAACGACUUGAUAGGGUUCACGGAGAAAGAGCCCAAGGAUUGGAUGGUACCUUCGAAGUGGGGAACGGUCGAUCGAAAAGAAGAUCCGUACGCGCCACAACAGAGCAACGGCUGCUGCGUCGUGAUGUGAGCGAGCUCUCCCUCCUCCACGGAGGCACCACAGCGAACAUCUCACAGUCAUCAAACUUCGAAGGCGUACGACGGCGUUAGCGUCACUCUACGAGUGGAUUAGAUAUCCAUUUGCUUUUUUGCAUCAAAUCAUCCUUUUCGUGCCGUGUCUCCCGCUUCGCCUCCGCAACCUCACCCCGCCCCUCGGCGACCGCAAUAUCGGGUGCUUUGCAACUAUGUAUUUUAUGUCUUUUGAUGCCGAAGGAGAAGGACACUGGGGUGGACAAAUGCUCCACCAUUCGAGGGGCUCAUUGGGCGCACAAGGAAUCCGCGUGCUGAUGAUGAGCGCGAGACAGUUUGGGCAGAUGUGCUGACGGUUCUCUCUUAUUUCCAAGCCACAUAUUUCCUUGCACUCUCACAAACUCGACACCCGGCGAUCUGCCACGAUGCUCUUUUCUAUGUUUUAGGAGGUUGAGCAGUGUGCGAAAAAAUUAAUUCCAUAGUAAUGCCUCGCAGCAAUAGUUUCCAGUGACCCCACAAUUCUUGCAUUCUAG